Messenger RNA from Pseudonaja textilis, 1972 nucleotides. The record is from RefSeq and is a predicted model, not a curated record. NCBI's taxonomy places the organism in Eukaryota, Metazoa, Chordata, Lepidosauria, Squamata, Elapidae.
GAGUUCAACAACAACGAGCUGCACUUCAGUGAGAAGUGGUUCCAUGGCAAGCUGGGCGGGGGCCGUGACGGGCGCCAGAUUGCCGAGCGGCUGCUGCACGAGUACUGCACCGAGACGGGGGGCAAAGAUGGCACGUUCCUGGUCCGCGAGAGCGAGACGUUCGUGGGCGAUUACACCCUCUCGUUCUGGCGUUCCGGACGGGUCCAGCAUUGCCGCAUCCACUCCCGGCAAGAAGCCGGCACCACCAAGUUCUACCUGACCGACAACCUGGUUUUUGACAGCCUCUACAGCCUCAUCUGCCAUUACCGGGAGGUGCCUCUGCGCUGUAACGAGUUUGAGAUGCGCCUGACAGACCCCGUGCCGCAGCCCAACGCCCACGAAAGCAAGGAGUGGUACCACGCCAACCUGACGCGCCUACAGGCCGAGCACAUGCUCAUGCGGGUGCCCAGGGACGGCGCCUUCCUGGUGCGCAAGCGAAGCGAGGCCGACUCCUACGCCAUCUCCUUCCGGGCCGAGGGGAAGAUCAAGCACUGCCGAGUCCAGCAGGAAGGACGGCUGUUCACGCUGGGCAGCUCGGCGGAGUUCGAGAGCCUCCUGGACCUGGUCAGCUACUACGAGAAGCACCCCCUGUACCGCAAGAUGAAGCUGCGGUACCCCAUCAACGAGGAGACCUUGGAGAGGAUGGGCACGGCGGAGCUGGAUUAUGGGGCGUUGUAUGAGGUGAGGAGUCCUCACUUCUACGUGGAAGCCAACAAGAUGCCCAUGGCCAGGUGUACCGUAAAGGCCUUGUACGACUACAAAGCCCAGCGAGAAGACGAGCUCUCCUUCUGCAAACAAGCCAUCAUCCAUAACGUUGACAAGCAGGAUGGGGGAUGGUGGCGAGGAGAUUACGGUGGGAAGAAGCAGCUCUGGUUCCCCGCUAACUACGUGGAGGAAACUUUGAGUGCCUCCGUGCCGGAGCAAGAUGAAGCGUCGGUGGAGAACAGCCCUUUGGGCAACUUUCUGAAAGGGUUCAUCGACGUCCCAUCGUGCCACGUGGUUAUCUCGAAAGACGCCAGGAGCCCCAAACCCUUUGUCUUCACCAUCCAUUCUCAGCAGAUGACCCACCCAUCCCAGUCGCUGGAUGUCGCCACGGAUACUCUGGAGGAGCUGAACGACUGGGUGGCCAAGAUCCGAGAGGUCACGCAAAACGCAGACGCUAGGAUGCAGGAAGGGAAGAUUAUGGAACGGAGGAAGAAGAUCGCCCUGGAGUUGUCGGAACUGGUUGUUUAUUGCCGUCCAGUGCCCUUUGAUGAGGAGAAGAUCGGCACGGAGAAAGCCUGUUACCGGGACAUGUCUUCCUUCCCGGAGACGAAGGCCGAGAAAUACGCCAACCGCAGCAAGGGGAAGAAAUUUCUGCAGUACAACCGGCGCCAGCUCAGCCGCGUCUACCCCAAGGGGCAGCGCCUCGACUCCUCCAACUACGACCCCUUGCCCAUGUGGAUCUGCGGCAGCCAGUUGGUUGCCCUUAACUUCCAGACUCCCGACAAACCGAUGCAGCUGAACCAGUCGCUCUUCAUGUUGGGCGGGCGCAGCGGCUACGUCCUGCAGCCGGACCUGAUGCGGGACGACCUCUUUGACCCUUUCGACAAGAGCAGCCUGAGGCACGUGGAGCCCAUCACUGUCCAGUUGCAGAUCUUAGGGGCCCGGCACCUGCCCAAAAAUGGCCGCAGCAUCGUUUGCCCGUUUGUGGAGGUGGAGGUGUGCGGCUCGGAAUUCGACAACAGCAAAAACAAGACAGAUGUCGUAGCCGACAACGGCCUCAACCCCCUCUGGCUACACAAGCAGUUUAUCUUCGACAUCAACAACCCGCAGUUUGCCUUUCUCCGCUUCGUGGUUUAUGAGGAAGACAUGUUCAGUGACCCCAACUUCUUGGCCCAGGCUACCUUCCCCGUCAAAAGCCUCAAAACAGGCUACCGGUCGGUGCCGUUGA